AGUGAAAUCUGCGACUAGUAGGUCAUGGAAAUCUGGAUUUGGGUCAAAUACUGAUUGCGACCUCUUCAACACCCAUCAACAUUUUUUUCACCCUCGAACCCUUAUCCAUGUACUUUGGGAUAGCCCAUGUAAAGAACAAAGAGCUACCGAAAGGGACAAAAGGUGUGCCUUCUGUGUGAGAGACAAGAUUGAGGGGAGAGAACUGCUGGGAAAACAAGGGAAAACAGGAAAAAAGAAGGAGUUAAACACAGCAACACUACCAGAUAGAAGCGACAAGAAACAGAAAGAACCAAAGGAACAGGAGAAGAGAGAGUGUAUGGUAGAAGAGGAGAAGAUUGUCAUAAUAGACAACAUCAGAGUAACCAAGAACUACAGAGACAGUGAAACAAUUUUAAAAGAAGUAAACGUGUACAAACCCAAGGCGAAGGUGAAGUGGGCAUACCAGUUACCCAGAGGAGGAAUAGCACUCCACGCGAAAACCACAGAAGACAAGCAAGAGUUACUAGAGAAGUGGCCGGAGAAAGCGUUUGGAGAAAGUGACAUAAGUACACAUAGUACGAGCAAAACACAACCGCAUCCCAAGUGCAUACUGAAAAACACGGAUAAGACUGUGAGUAAUUCUGAAGUGGAAUACGCCAUAGAGCAACAAACCGGAGUGAAGGCUAAGGUGAGAAGGCUUUACUACACUGACACGGGAAGACCACUCCCCAUUGUAGUUGUUGAAACAAGAACACACGAAGAAUUAACUCACAUACUGACCAAGAAAGUAAAAAUAGCAGACAGAGUCACAAAACCGGAAGCCUACAUCUCAAAAGCAUCACAAGUGAUAAGAUGUUAUAGGUGUCAAGCCUAUGGUCACAUAGCAAGCCUUUGCUCAGGAGAAGUCACAUGUGUAAAGUGCGGGGGAAAACACGGCACAGAUACACACUGCAGAAACUCAGCAAAGUGCGCAAACUGUGGAAAAAAACACUGGGCAACCUCGAAAGCGUGUGAAAGCUUCAUAGAACAGAAAGCAAACAUAGACAAGAGAAGACAACAAAACAGUGACAACUGCAGCAACCAAAAGUAAUAAAAUUAGCAAGAGACGCACAUGCAGAACAACAUGAAGAUUGCACAAGCUAACGUGAGGUCAAUUAACACUACUGUGGCAGCACUUGACAUCACAUGUAUGAAACUGGGAAUCAAAAUAAUGUGCCUCUCUGAAAUAUGGAGACCAAAGGAUGGUCUACUGGACAAAACACAAGCACUGAAAACAUGGCAAUGGUACACAAAAAUAAGACAGAAAGGAAAGUCUGGAGGAGGGGUAGCUAUAGCUGCUGCCAGGGAUGUUAAGGUAAUGAAGAGAGAAGACAUGAAUAACACAGCAUAUGAAGCAGUGUGGUGCAACAUAUACAUCAAGGGAAUGAAGAUAGCGCUGGGCUCAGUAUACAUACCACCUGGAAACAAAACGCAGAUGAAAGCAUUUCUGAAUGACAUUGAAGUGAUAAGAGGAAGAGAGAACAAUAUCAUCAUAACAGGGGACUUUAAUGCCAGACAUGAAAGCUGGGACAAAUAUGGAGAAAACAUUCUUGGCAGAAUGCUAGCAGAAGCACUUGCAAGCAACAACUUAAUAGUAUGGAAUAGCGAACAACCAACACACAAGAAUGGAACAAUAGACUUGACACUGAUUACUCCCACAUUAGAAGAUCUCAUAUCUGACUGGAAAACACAUGAUGAAACGACAAUAAGGUGUGACCACAAACUUAUAUCUUUCCUGGUAGGAGGGAAACAGGAAAAAGAGGUGAAAACAAUUUUGAACAUAAAGAAGGCUGAUUGGGAAGAGUGGAGCAGAGUCACAGAUGAAGUAUUUACAAAAUGGAUGGAAGAUGAGGAGGAAAAGGAAAACAGUAUUGAUGAACUGUAUGAAAGCCUCAAGGAAACACUAGAUAAAACUGCAAAAGAGGUGAUAGGAUACAAGGAGGUGUGUCUACACAGCAAAACAUGGUGGAACCCUCAGGUGAAGGAACAGCAGAAGAGAGUAAAAGAGGCAAGGAAGAGAUAUAAACAUAGAAGAGAUCCAAGAAACCGAAUGAGAUUAGAUGAGGAGAAAGAAAGGUACUACGUGAUGAUAGAAGAAGCUAAAGGCAAAAAGGAGGCAAGUGAGUUAAAAGAAUUGAAUACAAAAGACAACAAAAAGUUAUGGAGGACAGUGAACAACAUACGAAAACCAAGCCAGAAAAGCUGUAAUACAGCCAAUCAGAAGAAAUGAUGGCACAGUAGUGUAUGAUGAUGAGGAG
Molecule: messenger RNA, 2276 nt
Organism: Branchiostoma floridae (Florida lancelet)
Lineage: Eukaryota; Metazoa; Chordata; Leptocardii; Amphioxiformes; Branchiostomatidae
Exons: 2
Coding region: 1091-2248 (385 amino acids)
Molecular function (GO): catalytic activity
Source: RefSeq, a predicted model, not a curated record